GUCUUGUUUUGAAUCUACACCAGCUGUAGACAACUAAAUGGCCCCCCUUACAGCUCAAAAAGCAUAUCUCAAUGCCAAGGGCAAAGGCAAAAGAAAAGCGGGCGAUAUCGAUGUCGACGAUGAUGAUGUUCAGCAACCCAAACAGAAGAGAAACAAGCAACGCGUCUUACUACUCUCCUCUCGGGGUAUCACCCAUCGCAUGAGACAUCUCAUGAACGAUCUUGAGACUUUGCUACCUCAUGUAAAGAAAGAUUCCAAACUUGAUUCCAAGUCACAGUUGCAUCUCCUGCCUGAGAUAGCAGACCUGAACAAUUGCAAUAACACGCUUUACUUCGAGGCAAGGAGACAUGAAGACUUAUACAUGUGGGCUACGAAAACACCAAAUGGGCCUAGCAUAAAAUUACACGUUCAAAACGUGCAUACAAUGGAUGAGCUGAAGAUGACAGGAAAUUGUCUAAAAGGAAGCAGAGGAAUUCUCAGCUUUGACAGAGCGUUUGAUGAAACAGAGUGGGGAAAGCUUACCAAAGAGGUUUUCACGCAUAUCUUUGGUGUUCCCCCACUGGCUCGGAAAGCCAAACCGUUUAUCGACCACGUUUUAACCUUUUCUAUCCUCGAUAAUAAAAUCUGGUUCCGGAAUUUCCAGAUAAUGGAAAAGGAUCCGUUGCAGCCUAACGGCCCACCUCAGACAUCUCUCGUGGAGAUUGGCCCCCGAUUUGUACUGACGCCCAUCCGUAUUUUUGAAGGAGCAUUUGGUGGCGCCACCGUUUAUUCCAAUCCUGAAUUUGUUACGCCUGCUUCCGUGCGCUCAGCAGUCAGGCAUGCCAGAGGUGACAAAUACCGUCAACGGAAAGAAGCUCAGGAGGAGACAUCAAAGAGAAAAGUGCUUCGUAAGAGAGAUGAAGAUGCACUGGCAGUAUCCAAGGUGUUUGCGUAGAUGCCUACACGUGUCAUCAACGCGCAAUCGUACCGAGCGGUAAGCACACCAACUUGGCGUGCUUAUACGGUAUCUGUGGGCGAUUAUCUACGUGCUUUUGUAGCGUUACACACGUUUUAUCGCCUUAGCGAUGCAUGUAUGCCAUCUGCUCAUUGAUGCGACAGACGCAUCAAGAUCUUUCUGCUCCUGCUGCUUUUGGAGCAUUGUCUUUAUACGGCUUGCUUUGUGCUCUCUAGCGCUCUGGAAGUAGCGCUUCUCCAUUAAUAUUCAAGAGGUUGCACAGCCACCAAGACUACGUUUGCUUUUGUGCGC
Molecule: messenger RNA, 1246 nt
Organism: Suillus plorans
Lineage: Eukaryota; Fungi; Basidiomycota; Agaricomycetes; Boletales; Suillaceae
Product: Brix domain-containing protein
Exons: 5
Coding region: 38-934 (298 amino acids)
Biological process (GO): rRNA processing; ribosomal large subunit assembly
Cellular component (GO): nucleolus
Molecular function (GO): rRNA binding
Source: RefSeq, a predicted model, not a curated record